CUUCAUACCACCCACUGGCUCCCAGGGCGACUGAUUCCAAGGGCUCCCCCAUAGGCUGCAGCCAUGAUUUCCAUCUCGGAAUGGCAGAAGUUUGGCCUGGGGAUCGUGGGCUUUGGCAUUUUCUUCAUCCUCCUUGGGAUCCUCUUAUACUUUGACCCUGUGCUCCUGGCCUUUGGAAAUAUACUGUUCCUAUGUGGCAUCUCCAUCAUUAUUGGCUUGAAAAAGACUUUUUGGUUCUUCUUCCAACGACAAAAACUGAAGGGUUCAAGCUUCUUCCUGGGGGGUAUAAUAAUCGUCCUCAUGCGAUGGCCUAUUUUGGGGAUGACCCUGGAGUUCUAUGGCUCUUUUAGCCUCUUCAGGGGUUUUUUCCCAGUUAUUUCUGGAUUCCUAGGAUCCUGUAUCCCAUUUCUCAGUUCGCUGUUCCAGAGGCAACAGGGUACCAGAUCUAUGGUCUGAUGAGGAGAGAUGAACUUGGACUGUGGUAUCUGGGGAAGACUGGACAACAUCCCCACAUGCUUUUCUUCACAGUUCUAGUCCUUCCUUGGAGCUGGUCUGGAGGGAUGGAACUGAGUGAUUGACUAGAAUUUCCAAUGGACUCAAUGUGAACUCUGGUAAAGUCUCAGGCCCAUGGAUACCCUGAGAGAAAGGAGUGGCCCAAGGCCAGAACCCAUGAAAACCAGCCUGGGAUGGCUUCAUAUCCUUGCUUUGUAUUUAUUACAGACAACAAACUUAUGGACAACAAAAAGAAAGAUUUUUAAAGUGAAUUUCCAGAUUGA
This is a messenger RNA of Gracilinanus agilis (Agile Gracile Mouse Opossum), 776 nucleotides long. RefSeq names its product golgi transport 1A (gene GOLT1A). The record is from RefSeq and is a predicted model, not a curated record. The transcript has 5 exons. Gene Ontology annotation, biological process: endoplasmic reticulum to Golgi vesicle-mediated transport; retrograde transport, endosome to Golgi. Gene Ontology annotation, cellular component: endoplasmic reticulum; membrane. Lineage: Eukaryota; Metazoa; Chordata; Mammalia; Didelphimorphia; Didelphidae. The coding region runs from base 64 to 456 and encodes 130 amino acids.